UAAAACCGUGCCAGGGCUAUGGACUAACCAUAGACUCUUAUUUUGAAAACCAAAUAGCCACCCGGAAUCACAUGACCUGUCUGCUCUGUACUGUGAAACCAAACAGGACUACUCUGCGUUCAUGUCCACUUUAGCUAAAGCAAUGUCCACGUUCCGCCUGGCUGUGGUCCAGCUGCAGGUGACGAGCGUCAAGGCGGACAACCUGAGCAGAGCCCGGAGGCUGGUGAAGGAGGCUGCAGGACAAGGCAGCAAAGUGGUGCUGCUGCCGGAAUGCUUCAAUUCUCCAUAUGGAACCAACUUCUUCUCUCCGUAUGCUGAAAGGAUCCCAGGAGAGUCCACUCAGGUGCUGUCAGAGGCAGCGAAGGAGAAUAAGGUGUAUCUAGUGGGAGGAUCCAUCCCUGAAGAGGACGGUGGGAAGUUGUAUAACAGCUGUACAGUGUUUGGGCCUGAUGGAGAGCUGAUUCUUAAACACAGGAAGAUUCACCUCUUUGACAUCGACGUUCCAGGGAAAAUCCGCUUCCAGGAGUCUGAGACGCUGAGCCCAGGCAACAGUUUGUCCAUGUUUGAAACACCGUUCUGUAAAGUGGGAGUGGGGAUUUGCUAUGACAUGAGGUUUGCAGAGCUCGCACAGCUCUAUAGCAGGAAAGGCUGUCAGCUGCUGGUCUAUCCUGGAGCCUUCAACAUGACGACUGGUCCAGCCCACUGGGAGCUCCUUCAGAGGGGAAGGGCGCUUGAUAACCAAGUGUAUGUGGCCACGGCGUCUCCUGCCAGAGAUGAAACUGCUUCAUAUGUCGCCUGGGGGCACAGCACCGUUGUUAACCCAUGGGGAGAAGUUAUCUCCAAGGCUGGACCAGAGGAGGCCAUUAUUUACGCUGAUAUCGACCUGCAGUAUUUAGCCGACAUCCGGCAGCAGAUCCCGAUCUCAGCUCAGCGUCGUGACGACAUCUACACAGUGACGUCUGCGCAGGGAGGAUCGAGCUGAGCGCUGCGACCCUGAGAAAGAAGGUGCGACACAAACUAUGCGACAGAUCUGAUCUGAGCCGCAACAGAGCACAAGACUUAAUUGUGGAAACAAGCGAUGCAGUUUGGAAGAUCACUGAUUCACUGAUGUCAACAUGUUUUGAGCACCACGACGCUGCUCACUUCUUGAGGAUGGAACUGUGAUUUGUUUUGUGUAAUGUCCGCUGCUGAAAUGACUAGUUGAUCAAUGGAAAAUCAAUGACAAUUCUGGUAAGCAGUUAAUUGUUUAAAUAAAAAUAAACAUUUGCUGGUUA
Messenger RNA from Siniperca chuatsi (mandarin fish), 1274 nucleotides. RefSeq names its product nitrilase family, member 2 (gene nit2). Lineage: Eukaryota; Metazoa; Chordata; Actinopteri; Centrarchiformes; Sinipercidae. Gene Ontology annotation, molecular function: omega-amidase activity. Gene Ontology annotation, cellular component: mitochondrion. The record is from RefSeq and is a predicted model, not a curated record. Gene Ontology annotation, biological process: L-glutamine metabolic process; oxaloacetate metabolic process. The coding region runs from base 122 to 982 and encodes 286 amino acids. The transcript has 10 exons.